Messenger RNA from Engraulis encrasicolus (European anchovy), 951 nucleotides. RefSeq lists its product as uncharacterized. Bases 1 to 951 code for a protein of 316 amino acids. The record is from RefSeq and is a predicted model, not a curated record. The transcript is spliced from 7 exons. NCBI's taxonomy places the organism in Eukaryota, Metazoa, Chordata, Actinopteri, Clupeiformes, Engraulidae.
AUGAAGAGCACAGAUACAGUUGAGAAGGCCAGGGUAGAAGUUCUCCAGAAAGAACAGGCAGCAGCAUCCCGAACCGGAACACAGGCUAACCAAGACAGAAAGGCUCACAUCUCUGUACUGAUUACAGAGUUUGAAAGAAUGAAAGUCAUGAUUGACUUAUACAGAGGGGUUCUUCCUACAUUCCAGAAAUUCGUCAAAAAACGUCAACAUGAAAAGCCGAUGGUGCAUUUGUUGCAUCUCGAGAUGGUGGCCCUCACGAGACACCUCAGCAAAUUUAUGAGACCAAAGGCGAUUCUCCUCACGCUGCAUAACAUCAUCAAGCUGGAUAUACGCACCAGGGAUUCACAGCUGCCCAAACAGAAGCUCUCAGUUGGACAGUUCUCCUUCAAUGCCAUGAACAAAGCCUGGGUGCAAAGGAAGGUAUGGGUGGAGAAAUUGAGGGAUGCCAGUGCAGGUGUCAGGUACCCAACCCUGUCUAAGCUUGUCAGGGCUCUUCUGUCAAUUUUUACAGGACACUUGUUGAAAGGGUCCUUCAAUUUAAUGAAUGACAUUCGGGAGUCUGACAGGUGCUCAAUGAAUGUGGAGACGUAUGAGGGCCUGGCAGUGAUCAAGUCAACACUGAAGGCAAGGGAAUGGACUCCUUCCACCAUGAGCAUCGACCAGUCGUUGAGGCGACCUUGCCUAUCUUCCUUUCAGAGCUAUCAGCAACAUUUGAAGAAGAAAAAAGAUGCUUCACAUGCCCUACAGCAGCAAAGGCUGAGUGUGGCAGCAAGGGUGCUGUCCUCAAAGGAGGCCCUGAAAAGGAAAAGAGCUCAACCAGCUCACAUCGCACAAGCCACCACCCAAGCAUCUUCUCCUCAAAACACCCCCUCUAUUCAAGCCAUCACCUCUCAAGCCACCACCUCUAACCCCACACAAGCCACGCCACCUGCCAUCACCCUCUCAGGUUAA